UUAAGUUAACCCGAGGAGAAACUUCGUCAAACCCAGAGCUUAAGCUUCGAAGAAAAGUGAAAAGUCGUAGUGUUCGUUUUUAUGUUUUAUUUUACCGGGCUGACAGUCAAUGUGUUUAUAAGAUCAACUACGUAAAGCAACAUGGUUCUAAAAUUUGCCUCUUUUUUAAUUAUCUGGAGUUGCGGCAUACUGGCUGCAGACAUCCUAAUGGCAACUCAAGGCGGAACAAAGUCACACAAGAUACCUUUCUGGGAGCUGGCUAGAGGACUAAUAGCCAGAGGACACAAUAUUACCUUCCUUAGUGGAUUUCCUGCUGAUUUUAACAUUGAAGGCCUGCACGAAGUAACACCUAGCGGUUUAGUUGAAUAUAUUCAUAACUACACCAAUUGGGAUCUAUUGGGUUCUCGAAUGGCUGGAGAAAUGCCCAUUAAGCCGUGGGACGGUCUGCGAUACGCUUUCGAAUCGUGCGACGCCAUGCUUGGUGACACUGAGACGAAAGAGCUGGCAAAUCGGAGCUUUGACUUAGCAGUAUUGGAUGGAGCUUUCCCGGAGUGCUUUUUGGGAUUGAUGUACCAGUUUAAGAUCCCGUUCAUGUACAUAAACACGGUGGGCUUCUACACAGGUAGUCUUUCGACAGCGGGAAAUCCCGUUAGCUACGCUAUAACUCCGAACUUUUACUCUCGAUUUACGGACACUAUGAGCCUCUAUGAACGGGCAGUCAACACGGCCAUGCAGAUUGGACAAAACCUGAUGCACAUGUAUGUUAUGCGGAGGACACACAUUGUGCUGAGAGAGCAUUUAGGAGCCCACAUCCCACAUCCUUACGACUUGUCGCGCAAUGUGAGCUUUAUUUUGCAGAAUGGACAUGCAGUUCUGUCUUAUCCCAGAGCCUUUAAUCCAAAUGUGGCAGAGGUGGCUUGCAUUCACUGUAAGGCUGCUAAAAAACUUCCCAGGAACCUCGAGGAAUUCGUCGGGGCAUCCGGAGUCUCGGGAUUUAUUUAUGUUUCCAUGGGAUCUUCGGUAAAGGCUGCGAAUAUGCCAGAGGCUCUGCGGCGCAUGCUUGUAAGGACCUUUGCACGCUUGCCGUAUCAUGUGCUAUGGAAGUAUGAAGGCAGCUCCGCAGAUAUUAAAGAUCUAACUUCUAAUGUAAAGCUCUUGCGAUGGCUACCGCAACAAGAUAUUUUGGGCCAUCCCAAGCUUCGAGCAUUUGUAACUCAUGGAGGUUUGCUAAGCAUGUUUGAAACGGUGUUUCACGGGGUGCCCGUCGUCACAAUGCCGGUGUUUUGCGAUCACGAUGUCAAUUCAGCUAAGGCCGAGGUCGAUGGUUAUGCCAUUAAACUAGAUCUUCAGACACUUUCGAUCAAUCAGCUUUACAAGGCUAUUAUGAAAGUGAUUCAUGAUCCGCGCUACAAAAGUGCAGCUCGGUACCGCCAAAAACUCUUGCUUGACCAACGCUCAACAGCCCUAGAUACAGCGAUUUACUGGACGGAGUAUGUGCUACGGCACAAGGGAGCUUAUCACCUACAGGCUUCCUCACGGAAUAUGACCUGGUGGCAAUACUAUCUACUCGAUGUGGUUGCAGUUUAUUUAGCUUUACUUUACGGCCUGAUUUUAUUAAUAAAACGCAUCGACUUCCGGUCUGAAAAGCUCCAGAGCCUUCAAUUACUGACGUCUGCUUCAUAUUCAGAAGUAAAAACGAAAUCGAAAAAGCUGUAAGGAGAUCACUUGUUAAACGAUUUAAAAGGGAUUUGUAGUGAUUUCCAUAUAUUUUGGAAAAAUUAUUUUGUAAAUAUAUUUAUAAUUUGUUCUUUAUUUGAUUAAAUGAGAUGUUAUUUUAAAAGAAACUGAGAUGAUAGGAAGAACAUUGUGUUCAUUUUGAUAAGCCAAAAACGAUAUUGUACGAGUACUAAUAGUCCAAACCAAAAUGGGCUAUCAGGUCUUUCAAGGCGAAUAAGAUUAAAACGUGUGAGUUGUCCCAUUAACAGUUUA
Molecule: messenger RNA, 1989 nt
Organism: Drosophila elegans
Lineage: Eukaryota; Metazoa; Arthropoda; Insecta; Diptera; Drosophilidae
Product: UDP-glucuronosyltransferase 2C1-like
Exons: 7
Coding region: 142-1716 (524 amino acids)
Molecular function (GO): UDP-glycosyltransferase activity
Source: RefSeq, a predicted model, not a curated record